Messenger RNA from Loa loa (African eye worm), 159 nucleotides. RefSeq lists its product as hypothetical. The transcript has a single exon. The annotation marks the transcript as partial. The record is from RefSeq and is a predicted model, not a curated record. NCBI's taxonomy places the organism in Eukaryota, Metazoa, Nematoda, Chromadorea, Rhabditida, Onchocercidae.
AUGAAAACUGGUAUACGAGCCAAUUUGUUUGGACCAGUAGUCCAACGAUAUCAAAGAAUAAAAUGUCCUAAGAGUCUAAAAGUACAGCAAACGAUGAAUAUUGAUGAAUGUGAUGAAUAUCAACGUGUGAAGUUUCUUUUUUCUCGGUUCACACUGCUC